Messenger RNA from Aspergillus alliaceus, 3945 nucleotides. RefSeq names its product DIL and Ankyrin domain protein. Lineage: Eukaryota; Fungi; Ascomycota; Eurotiomycetes; Eurotiales; Aspergillaceae. The coding region runs from base 1 to 3945 and encodes 1314 amino acids. Gene Ontology annotation, molecular function: GTPase binding. The transcript is spliced from 7 exons. The record is from RefSeq and is a predicted model, not a curated record.
AUGGAUUCGACCGCUUCCCUCCGCGGGGCUUCGGACGAGCUCGAUCGCAACAACGGUAGUGAUCCCGACUUAGUCCACACUCACAAAAAGCAGCUUUCUGGAGAACUGCCCGACGAUUUACCUAAAUCCCUGGACGACCGUCGUUCCGUCCCCGUGAUUCAAGCGGAGACUGAGAUGUACGAUGGUUGGCAAGGCCAAUCCCAGUUCCUCACGACGCCUGUGGCCGCGAAGCCGUUGAGCUUCAGUCUUACCCUGGAUGAUCACUCGCAUGAUGAUGAGCACAGUCUACAGGCUCAAUAUGGACGGGGUCUUGCCGCGGUGGAUGACGACAACGAAUCGACCACUACGGCUAGGCUAGAGGACAGCGAUGCCCGACUAAUGGAGAUGCUUGCUGCGCAGGCGGCUCAUCGGGAAGUAGAUUCGCUAGGGGCAGACGAAGAAGCAAUCGCAGCGGACGAAAAGUUAUCAGAAACAAAAAAGAAGGAUAUUUUGCAACGAGGUUUGAACAUGGCUGCCAGCAACGGCGAUGUAGAACGCGUGCGCAAGUUGGUACAGGGCAAAGCGAAGGAUUAUGUGAACGUGAACCUGCCGGAUGAGGAGGGGACAGUGCCCUUAAUCUAUGCCAGCUGUUUUGGGCAUCAAGACGUAGUUUCAGCCCUUCUUAACGCAGGCGCCAAUGUUGACCAACAGGACCGCAACCAAUGGAGUGCUUUGAUGUGGGCAAUGACAAACCGACAUAAGACGAUUGCAAAAAUCCUCCUUGACCAUGGAGCAUCACCGGAUAUCAAGUCCUCCUCUGGGGGAACUGCGUUUGAUUUUGCCCAGCCAGGAAGCGAGAUCUCCGAAUACCUGCAUGAGAACGGCUAUCAUUUUGGCCCUAGCGUUAUUGAGGAUGAUUUUUACGACGCUGGCUUUGCGCACGGUCGAUUCGAGGAGGAGAUUGCUGAGAGUGAAAUGAAACGGCGGAUGAUGAUGGAGGAGAGUGCUAUCAACCUGGAAGUUGAUCUGUCAAGCCUGGGGCUCGAUGAGAAAUUUGAUGCACUCGAUGAUGAAGAGAUGGAGGAAGAACAGCAGGAAUUCGUCUGGGAUCGAUGCUUGAAUGACCAAAUGUUCGUCUUCCAGGAGAGCGAAUUAGAGAGGAUCUUGGACAUAAUCAUCACCAACAUGACUCCGCAGCGAUCUCCAUCGCAGAAGCCAGUUCCUGCCAACCUGCUUUUCCUCAGUGCCCGGUACGCACAUUAUCAUGCCAGCUCAGAAUUACUCGCACAGCUACUUGUCUCGGCGACGGACAAGAUCAAUGAUGUUGUUGAACGCCACCAGUGGGACAUGACGAUACUGGCGUUUUGGAUGUCGAACGCCACUUUACUUUUACAUUACCUGAAGAAGGACGGGGGUUUGGUGGAAGCGACUGUGGAGUUCCAACUGCACCUGGCGGAGCUUAUAAAUGAGAUAUUCAUAUUGAUUAUUCGGGAUGCCGAGCGCCGAAUGAAUAAAGUACUAGACGAGGCGAUGUUAGACCACGAGACGAUCCCUGGACUGGAGGAUGUCCAUUUCCAAAACGAGUGGAAACUGUUCCGCUCCAAGUCCAAGGCCAAAGCCCCCGAACCAGCCGAGAAGCGCUUCCGACCCCCAUCCCCACGACGACGAGCACAGGUCUCACCACGGAAUAUUACCUCCCUGCUUUCUUCGACUCUGUUUGUUUUAGAUCUCUACGAUGUCCACUCCGUCAUCAUUACCCAGAUCCUCUCCCAGCUACUGUACUGGUUGGGAGCCGAGCUCUUCAAUCGCAUCAUGACUACCAAACGUUACCUAGCUCGAACCAAGGCAAUGCAGAUUCGCAUGAACGUGUCGACCCUGGAAGAUUGGGCACGUAACAACAACCGACAACCUGAACACUAUGAGAAUGGGUCCAUGAGUAGUACCGGCGAAUGCACCAUGGACGCAGCCCGCAGACACCUGGCCCCGGUCAUCCAGCUGUUGCAAUGGUUACAGUGCUUCUCAUCUCUAGGAGAUGAUUUCGAGUCCCUUGUAACCACGUUACUCCAGUUGCAACAACUGACACCCGCCCAACUUCUCCACGCGGUUAAAUCAUAUCGACCCGAGGUAGGGGAGAAGGGACUCACGAAACCAGCGAUGAAAUUCUUGAUUGAUCUGCAACGCGAUCCAGACCUGCUGUUUCGGGAGCAAUCGAAGCUGCAGGGGGCCAAAGAACAAGACGCGGUGCAAGAGGCAGGGCAGACAGAGGGGCGGCCACGGACUCCUCGCCAGGAUCAACUUUCCACAUCUGAUGAGGCAUCGGCCCAAACAUCAAGCGCGUCUCCCGGGUCAUUCAUCACAUCACCGCGCAUGGAUGAUCGAAAUGGGGCUAACGGGGUCUUCUUGGACCCAUCGCUCACCCUUCCCUUCUCAUUACCUACCAGCACAGAUAUGUUGAUCAGUUACGGGGCAGGAUGGGGCGGCACAAACCGGGAACGAGCACGCAAGUACAUCCCUACCGUACCUCCCGAGGUGCUGAACAUUCCGCCCCUUCAGAGCGGGAUUAAGGGCCCUCAUGACUACGCUAUCCUUCGCCAGUCUAUCCCCACGCCUCGGUCUUCUCCUCCCUCAGCACCUGACACCUCCGCGGUCAUUGUAGCCUCCACGGGAUCUCCUGUGGACCACUCUAUGGAGCCCUCUCGUGGUGGCUUCCCGCCCCCAUCAACUCUGGCAUUGCCCCCGCCGGAUGUCGGCUUCUCAUCUAUGAAUUCCGUGAACCAACAACUACCGCGCCCUCCGGCGCAGCGGCAGAGUUCGGAUGACACCAGUCCCUACUGGCAUGCGAGGGCCGAAGAAGACCGGAGAAGACAGGAGGAAGAACGAACCCGCCAGGAAUCGUUGCGUCUGGAGCAGCGGAAGAUCGAACAGAAUAUGCUUCGGGAUUCCCUGCAGGCCGGUGUACCUCCUCAUAUGAUCCCGCUUAUCUUCGCGGGCAUCAGCCAGAAUGGCGUGCCACAGUCAGUCCUCGAAUGGACCCAGCAACACAUGGCUCAAAGUACUGCCAGCAACCGCGCACCAGCUGCUCCUGCGCCAGCUCCAUCUCAUUCUGCCCAGCGGCGUAGCCUGCAUGCCCGUGGGGAUUCUCGUAACGUCCCCCUUGGUCCAUAUGCAGCUCCACCACCGCAGCAGGUGGUACCUCCCCCGGGGAUCCUUCUAUCGCAACCUCUUUCCCCCGCAGGGCCAUCUUCCGCUCCGCAACCACUCGGCCGGUCCCCUUUACCUAAUGGGCCAGUUGAUCCCCGGGGUUCGACCAUGCCUCGCUUCAACACUGCUGAACACGUCCAACAGCAGCCUCCAAUUAACCUGAGUAAUGUCCACUAUGCGCCGGGGUCAUCUAUUCCGCAAGUUCAACAUGCAGCAGGCAAGGCGGAUGGCCACCAUCGGCAGUCUUCGUCUCUGUACUUUCACCACUGGAUUCCUCCAAACCAGUCUCACCCGAAUACACCUUCUGGGAGAACCCGCCAAGAAUCACCUUUUGCAUCACAAGCCUCUCGUCGCCCCGAGUACCAAAACUCUCCGGGCCGGAAAAGGAAAGCUACCGGUCCUCACCAGCCGGCUCCCUUCCCAUCACGUCCUUCCGAAACAGUCCCGACUUCUUCACAAACCUCCCGGCCAGGAGCUGCGAGCCCAGCUCGUCAUGCGCAGCGUGUAAUUGCCCCCGCAGUGGAGAUGGCUUCAAGGAAGGAUCAUAACCAAGUGGACGGUCCAGAACAUCGAGGCGAACUAACCCCAACGGAGGGUAACAUUCAGUUGCCACCCGCAGCAUCUCAACUACAGUACUCUUCGAGUAUCGGCACCGCACCCCCUGAGUCUGACUUGGACAGUAGCCCGGGACCCUCUCCUACUUCGGGGGUACUCCGAGCACCCACCCGACCAAGUGAGCACGGUGCUGCACCCCCCGGGCAAUGA